Priapulus caudatus is the source of this 750-nucleotide messenger RNA. Its product is annotated as U1 small nuclear ribonucleoprotein C-like. Lineage: Eukaryota; Metazoa; Priapulida; Priapulimorpha; Priapulimorphida; Priapulidae. Gene Ontology annotation, biological process: mRNA splicing, via spliceosome; spliceosomal snRNP assembly; mRNA 5'-splice site recognition. Gene Ontology annotation, cellular component: U1 snRNP; nucleus. Gene Ontology annotation, molecular function: zinc ion binding; pre-mRNA 5'-splice site binding. The record is from RefSeq and is a predicted model, not a curated record. The coding region runs from base 108 to 557 and encodes 149 amino acids. The transcript has a single exon.
CGCACAGCCUCGCUCUCACUCGCUCCCGCCUGCUGCCACCACUACCAGCACCAAACCAUCUCCCGCCUGCGCUCUCACUCUCACUUUCUCUCGCUCGCUCAGCUAGAAUGCCGAAGUACUACUGUGACUACUGCGACACGUAUCUGACGCACGACUCGCCGUCCGUGCGCAAGACGCACUGCAGCGGACGCAAGCACAAGGACAACGUGCGCGACUACUACCAGAACUGGAUGGAGGAGCAGGCGCAAAGCCUCAUCGACGCGACGACCAAGGCAUUCAAGGCCGGACGCGACCACUCGUACCCCGGGGGAGGAGGCGGCGCAGGAGGAGGCGGAGGUGGGGGAGGCGGGGCGAUGAUUCCGCCGCCGCACGGACUAGGAGGAGCGAUGCCGCCGAGGCCGCCCAUGAUGGGUGCCUAUCCCGGCGGACCGCAUCCAGGCUUCAUGGGAGGUGCUCCCGGAGGAGGCCGCAUGGCUCCACCUGGGAUGAUGAUGCCGGGAGUGCAGCCGGGAAUGAUGAUGAUGAUGCCCGUACGAGGACCGAGUCAUCAACGCUGACGUCACGACGGGCGACGACGUCACAUCCGCCGAAUACUCAUCGGCCGACUCAGCGAGAAAUUGAUUUGAUACGAGACGAUCACAAACACUUCAGUGGCAAUUCCGACCUGCUUAUAUAUAUAUAUAUAUAUACACACAUAUAAGCAUAUAAUACUAUACUAUAUAUAUAUAAUCCAAGCGCGGUUUGUACGCC